AUGCUCCUCCUGCUCUGCCUGACCGUCUUCUCCUCGGCGGGUUUUGCCAUGGAGAUGAACCAGACCUCCAAGCUGCUGGCGGAGAACGGAGAGCAGUGCUCGGCCUGCGACUUCCGGGAGCACAGCAAGCAGAUGAGGCUCCACAGCAUCAAGUCGCAGAUCCUCAGCAUCCUGCGGCUGGAACAGGCACCCAACAUCAGCCGGGACAUGAUCCGCCAGCUGCUGCCCAAAGCGCCUCCUCUGACGCAGCUCCUGGACCAGUACGACCCGCGGGUGGAGGACGAGGACCACGCAACGACGGAGACCAUCAUCACUAUGGCCACCAAGCCCAAUCCAGUCGCCGAGGACGAGCUGUCCUCCUGUUGUCUGUUCAGCCUCAGCCCAAAGAUCCAGCCCAAAAACAUCCUGAGCGCUCAGCUGUGGGUUCACCUGCGGCCGGCCGACAUGGUGACCACCGUCUUCCUGCAGAUCUCCCGUCUCAAACCCGGGAAGGAGGGAAACAACACGCGUGUCCGGGUUCGCUCCCUGAAGAUCGACACCGACGCCGGCGCCGGCUCGUGGCAGAACAUCGACAUCAAGUCUCUGCUGCAGGCCUGGCUACGUCAACCAGAAACCAACUACGGCAUAGAAAUCAACGCCUACGACUCCAAAGGAGAAGAUCUGGCCGUCACCUCGGCGGAGCCUGGAGAGGAAGGACUGCAACCGUUCAUCGUGGUGAAGAUCCUCGACAGCCCCAAAAGAUCCCGCCGUGACUCGGGUCUCAACUGCGACGAGGAGUCCGCAGAGACUCGCUGCUGUCGCUACCCGCUCACCGUCGACUUCGAGGAGUUCGGCUGGGACUGGAUCAUCGCGCCCAAACGCUACCGGGCCAACUACUGCUCGGGGGAGUGCGAGUUCAUGCACCUGCAACAGUAUCCGCACGCACACCUGGUGAACAAGGCCAACCCACGGGGCACCGCAGGGCCCUGCUGCACGCCCACCAAGAUGUCGCCCAUCAACAUGCUCUACUUCAACCGCAAGGAGCAGAUCAUCUACGGAAAGAUCCCGUCCAUGGUGGUGGACCACUGUGGCUGCUCCUGA
Stegastes partitus (bicolor damselfish) is the source of this 1080-nucleotide messenger RNA. Its product is annotated as growth/differentiation factor 8-like. The transcript has 3 exons. Gene Ontology annotation, cellular component: extracellular region. Gene Ontology annotation, molecular function: growth factor activity; cytokine activity. Lineage: Eukaryota; Metazoa; Chordata; Actinopteri; Pomacentridae. The record is from RefSeq and is a predicted model, not a curated record. The coding region runs from base 1 to 1080 and encodes 359 amino acids.